Vigna unguiculata (cowpea) is the source of this 1165-nucleotide messenger RNA. RefSeq lists its product as uncharacterized. NCBI's taxonomy places the organism in Eukaryota, Viridiplantae, Streptophyta, Magnoliopsida, Fabales, Fabaceae. The record is from RefSeq and is a predicted model, not a curated record.
UCUAGUUUCUAAAAGAGAUGGUGAAAGAUUCAGAGAGCAUAAUAAUAAAUUUGAGGUGCAGGCUAUGCUGAAGCGUGUGGUUCAUUCGUUAGGCCGGGUGGAACACAGAGAUAAAGGUUCCAGAAGGAAGAACCAUCAGAGUCAGAGGGUGCCAUCGCCGGAAUUGUACUCACAGUCGAGGGAUUUUGUUGUGAGGAUAACUCACGCGGGUGGACAUCAGGAACUGUAUAGACAUGCAGUUCCUGCGUCUAAGUUGAUGACAAAGUAUCCAGGGAUGUGUGUUGCACGGCCAGAAGUGUUCAGAGUGCCGCAUCAAUCGGUGUUAUGGAGAGAGGAGAUUCUGGUGCCUGGUCACAAAUAUAUCCUGAUCUCGUUUAAAGACGUGGAGAAGCUGAAACGAAAAAUUUCAGAGGAAGAGAAGAGCAAAGAGGGUGAUGGGGUGGUGGUGGAAACAAAGACCAGGUCUCCUAAGGAGAGAAAUGGUGUAGCAGGCCAUGAGACGCUGGAUACAAUCAUCAAUGGUGGAAACAGUCACAGAGAGAAUGGGAAAAUGAAAGAGGCAAAUGGAGUUGCAGGGCAAGGGUUGGAAAAAAGGACAAGUGUUUCUCCGAGAGGAGAAGGGAGCAACAGUGUUGCGAAAGAGGGAAUGGGGCUAGGUGUAGAGAAGGUGGAGUCAAAUGUGGAUGGUUGUUUAGGUGAAGGAGGUGUAGAGGACUGUUUUUACUCUGCAAAGGACUUCUAUGUCCGUAGGGAGAAAUCCAUAACCCCAAGACCUUCAAGACGAAAAGGAAUAAAAGGGAAGAAGCCUUUUGUGGCACCUCUUCCAAAGCCACGACCAUAUCGGAGCUUGGCAUGGCAACCUAGCCUCCCAACUGUGAGGGAACUCUCGCCAUGAUUUUGUGCUGUAGAGCUCUUAUUCUGCUAUUGAAUCACCGCUUUCUCUAUUGGAUAGCUGUUACACCAUUUUAAUAAAAUCAAUACAUAAUUCCCACCUUUUUUUUUAAUUGUAUUGUUUCCUUGUGCAUAAGGAACCUUGGCAUGUGUAUUAGACAGAAGAAGAAAAAAAAUGUGAGCCAUUUGCAUAAAAAUAUUGCUAACAUCGGCGGAACUUCUCACAAAUCUAACACCACAAAUGAAAGUGAGUUAUCUCGUUAUUUUGAACCCA